AUGGCAGCGGAGCAGGAGAAGCCCCAUGGAAGGGAGGCGAUGAGGGCGAAGCUGGACGGGCAGCUGGGCGCGGAGUUCAUACGAGAGCGACCGGGCCCGGGAGGGCAGAAGUUACAGUACGUGUCGGAGGCGGAUGUGAUCCGGAUCAUGAAUGAUGUGUUCGGGUUUGAUGGAUACAGCACGGCGGUGUUGGAUGUUCCGUCCCCGUGGCCGGUGAACGAGAUCAGCGAUGGUAAGUGGGAGGUCAUGGCGAUGGCUCGGGUGCGGAUCACGGUGUAUGUGGACGGACGGCAGGUGUCGCGGGAGGCGGCCGGUGAAGGGAUGAUGUCCGGGACGCGGGAUCGAUUGAUGGCCAUGGGAAAGACGAUGAAGGAGGCGGAGACAGACGCGCUGAAGCGGGCGUUCCGGCAGUUUGGGGAGCUGCUGAACUGUGUGUACGACGAGGAGUACCUGGUGAAGCUGUCGUGUGACGAUGAGGUAGGCCGGUACGCGCAUCAGUCGAAUCUGGGGAGAUAA
Messenger RNA from Aspergillus uvarum CBS 121591, 516 nucleotides. Its product is annotated as RAD52 family DNA repair protein. The transcript has 2 exons. Gene Ontology annotation, cellular component: nucleus. Gene Ontology annotation, biological process: double-strand break repair via homologous recombination; double-strand break repair via single-strand annealing; mitotic recombination. The record is from RefSeq and is a predicted model, not a curated record. The coding region runs from base 1 to 516 and encodes 171 amino acids. Lineage: Eukaryota; Fungi; Ascomycota; Eurotiomycetes; Eurotiales; Aspergillaceae.